This is a messenger RNA of Hippoglossus stenolepis (Pacific halibut), 2320 nucleotides long. Its product is annotated as signal transducer and activator of transcription C. Lineage: Eukaryota; Metazoa; Chordata; Actinopteri; Pleuronectiformes; Pleuronectidae. The coding region runs from base 380 to 1483 and encodes 367 amino acids. The record is from RefSeq and is a predicted model, not a curated record. The transcript is spliced from 2 exons.
AGGUAAGAUGAGGCUCAAUCUGGAGGUCAUGUGACAUUUACACGAGUAAAUGAUUAAUAUUAAUAUAUUGCAGCCGCCAAACAAACAUCAGACCCUAGAUGCUGCAGGUUGUGUUCAGAGUAAACAAUGAUAUGAACAUGAUGCCAAGCUAGCUGUCUUUCCUUGCAAGCUUUAUGAUGUUUCUUUGUAAAUGCAUCACAAAGAUAGGUGAGUAAAAACCGAAUGAAAGUAUGUAUUUCUGCCUGAAGCUAACAUUAGCUCAGAUGAUCAAGACGACUGGCAACUUUUAAGGUGGAUGUUACUCAGUAAGUGAAAAAUGUACACCUCAUUUUAACAAUUCAUUUUUAUCCCUUUUAUUAUUCAGUCAUCCCUGCACAGAAUGUCCAGUAGAUGGUGCUAUUUGACCUCCUUCCUAUCCGUCUUUUACCUUUUUGUAGUUCCAUCAAAGAGCAGCAACAGACCUGCGACCAUGAUUCCACCAGAGUCCAGACUGCAGACUCCCCUCACAGUUCCUGUGGCUCCGAGAAAGGUCCGACGUCGCCCGUGGUCAUCUGCAGAGAAGGAGGCAGUCUGGAGACAGUUGGGAGUCCACGUUCUGGUGCAGACAGUACCUGGGAAGGAGGUCUGUCAGCGCUGUCUGGACCUUGAGCCUGUCCUCAGAGGUCGACAUUGGAAAGACAUAAAGAACCAAGUCCACAACCAAAUCCAGAGCCAAAAGAAGCAGCAGUUCCACGCCCAGAUGGACCUUCAAGACCCCCAGGAACAACAGAAUCAAGAACAUGACCAAACUCAGAAGAAGCAGCACCAGCACUUCCAGGCCCAAAUGGACCAACAUGGAAAGGACCAAACCCAGAACCAGAAGAAACUGCAGUACCAUGCCCAGAUAGACCACCAGGACCAGGACAAUGUUCAGAAUCAGAAGAAACAGCAGUACCAUCUCCAGUUGGACCAACAGAACCAGGACCACACCAUGAAAAAACAGCAGUUCCAAGUUCAGAUGGACCACCAGGACCAGGAAAGCAUACAGAAUCACAAGAAACAGCAUUACCACACCCAGAUGGACCACCAGGACCACCUUCAAAUUCAUAAAAAGCAACUAUGCCAUUCUAGAUUGGAACACCCGGACCAUAUUCAGGUCCACAAGAAGCAGCUCUACCAAAUGGACCAGCAGACCCAGGCACUGCAGUCCACACUGGAUCGGGACGCGUCGUCUCUUCUGACGGGCACUCCAUUUGGACCUGAUGGACCUCAUCGGGCCACAGGACUCUCACUUGUGGAGCGGGACCCCAUUAUCAGUCCAUAUCCACUUCCACACCGGGCCCCAGGGCUUAACAUGGACCAGCUGCUGCCCAGAACAGAGUGGACUGAUGAGUCUCUGGCCCAGAACUACCCAAUCAACAGGCAGCUAGCCAGGAACCUUCUCCCAGAUGCACCCACAGGAGGACCUCUGCCCAAUCCACACUCUGGACAUGUCCACUUCUGACAGACAGGCCCACAAGGGCCCUGAACACAAUUGACAGUAUCAGAUAACAACGUAUUGUGUUUCCUUAUAAUGACAAAAAAGUCUUGAAGACCUCCAGUCCCUGAAAAUAAAAUCAACCUUUUCCAUCACAGGUUCCUCCAACUUUCUGUUCAUGUAACGAUACUGAGGUUCAAAACUCACCACACGCAAACUUCUUAGAAACUGCGUAUCUGCUUAAUCGCAGAAAUCUUAACGUAGACCUUUUUAAUCGUAGAACUCUUGUUGUAGAACUUUUUAUGCCCCCCGCCAGUGGCAACAGGCCUUUAAAGAAUUUCUUCACAUUUUGACCAUGUGUCACUUGGACUCAAAGAUGAAAUGAUUGGAUUUCAAUGGUCAAAGGUCCCAGUGACCUCCAUAAGGAAAAUAAAAUGUGUGUAGACUGAACGUUGGUGGAGACAAACGACCACAGGACGGUGAUUCUAGUUCUUUGUAAAAGCAGAAUUUUUCUGACUCUGGUGUCAGAACAGAGUUUGUCAGUCGGAUACGUUCAUAUGCAGUGAAAUGUUGAACAUCUAUGAUCUCUGCUGCUGAACAACUGCGACCAGGCAGAAAAUAAACGUGUCUCCUCAGUGAUGAAUAUCUGAAGUGGUUUGUAAACAGAUGGAGAACGAACCUGAAAGCUUCUUACUGGUCCAGCUGAUGGUUACAGGUCGUUGGUGGAAAAGGUUCUCGUUGAAGACAUGUUGUCGCUUUGACGUGGUUAAAAACUAACUUUUAUAUCUUUGCCCUUUAAUAGUUGUGUAUUUGACCAAACCUCAGUUGUUGUUGUUGUCUUCACAGUAAAAAAAACAUCAGUCA